UCUUGAACUACAGUUAGAGUAUGUUUGAAGCAUUGUUUUAAUGUGCUUCAAUUUCAGCACAUUAUAAAUGCAUUAGCAUUACACUACUAGUUCAUUAUAAAGCUGUUUUUUUUCAGUAUAUACACAUACACACUUUGAAAUGUAGAAAACUUUAAUGCACUAUAUAUUGUUGUGUACAUUACAAAUAUUCCUAGAGUACAUUAAAAAAAAGUACAGCAGUGCCCCCGUGUCAACAAGCUUGGCCCCCCUCUGGCCCCACUAAAUUUGGAAUCGUAUCAUACCAAACAAUUUCUUUAAACCAGGUGCAAUAUGCAGUUUUUGCUGUGGCAGUAGUGAUGAAAACAGUAGGCUAAUUUAUCGUGCCGCGAUAUCCUUUUAAACUCUGAGAAGAUGAAAUUACUCGAUGACCAAAUGCAGAGAAGCAAUUUGCAUGAAGAGGCUGCGGUGCGUGAGUAGAAGAGACAGUGUUUCACAUCUGCAUCAUGACUAUGCAAUCUUUGCAAAGUUUCCGCUCUCAGAAAUUUUGUAGGCUACAAAAUAACAUGUAUAAAUUGUUUUGCUUUGCUUUUUUAAAAGCAUGCAUGAUAAUAUUACUGAUUCAUUUAUUUUCAGUUGAUUUGUGUUAGGCCCAUCUGUAUGAUUAUGCAGAAGAUUAUUUUUUAUUUUUGUUAUCAAUAGGUUUUGUGUUAUGUGUCAAGUUUACAGAUGCAGAAAAGUGCCUAUAUUAAACGUGUUAUGUCAUCACUGCUCAUUAUCACACUACAAUACAGGAUUACUUGUCAAAUAAAUAAAUGAAUAAUUUUAGUUCACAAUGUAGAGAUUGCAGUGAUAUAUGACCCAGUAAAUUACUUCAAUAAUCAUGAAAAUAUUAAAGGGUUAAGGUUAAAAUUCUGUCAUCAUUUACUCACCCUCAUGUUGUUCCAAACUUGUAUAAGUUUCUUUUCUCUGAACAUAAAAGUAGAUGUUUUGAAGAAUGUUAGUAAGCAAACUGUUUUGGUGACCAUUGACUUCCAUUGUAUGGAUGAAAAAACAAACAAACGAGACAUUUCUUAAAAUAUCUUCUUUUAUGUUCAGCAGAAGAAAGUCUUAUUUAGAAUGACAUGAGGGUGAAUAGAUUAUGACAGAAUUUUCAAUUUUAGUUGAACUAAGAUAAAUGUUUAAGUGUGCCCCCUAUAAUCACAAGUGGUCCCCCCAGUUACCGUGGUCUAGAACUGCCACUGGAGUGCAGCACACACAAAGAAACUUAUACUGCCGUAAAAAGUCAAAAUGUGGAGUUUUUUAUUUAUAACAUAUGAUACAGUUAAGCAACAUCACAAUGUCUUCCACGUCAUUGAAACCAUGAUUGAAAAUGUGACACUGUAACAUUAAUCAAACAAGUAAUGUUAGUUAAAAUUAAGUCGCUUACGUUUUAGGAGCAAUACUUCUAUUUCAGAAGCAAAAAUAUAGUUCCAAAUAAAGAUCACAUCAGAACCAUAUCAUGUCUCACAGCAAUUACCACUCAGUAGUAUUGCAUUACUGAAUGAUUCAGCAUUUUGAAAGAAUCGGCUGAGUCAAAAAUUGAAUGGCCCAUUAAUAAACAACUGCCUCACUCUUGAAUGAAUAGCUGUUUGAACGAAUCGUUUUAUAGAAUGAAUCAAUGACUCACUCAAUAGAUGGUCAUUUGCCGCCACCUACUUUUUUCAGUGUAAAUGGUUUAAUUUGAAAUUAAUUUAGGAUAAUGAUUCUAAUUUAUUGAACAGAUGUAAGAAUUUGAAAUAAAAGAUGAAGCAUUCAUUUAGGAAGAUUCGGGAAAAUAUCCCUUUAUAAAGGAAAAAAUGCCCUUGAGGUAAAUAUCAUAUGCAUAUUUAAAUAUGUAUAGUAUAUUAUAGACUAUAUAUAUAUAUAUAGUCUAUGUGAGUACGUGAGUACUGUUUGGGAGUUUCUUUACUCCAGUCCUCCUCUGAGAUCCUAUUGGUGCCUGUAAGUUUGAGAACAAGAGCAUCUCCUUUCCCAUAGGCAAAGGACAAGAGGAUGAGAAAUAGAGGUGAAGUGUAAACGCAAACGCGCUUAGAGAACAGCGAGCAAGAGAGUGAAGAGGAGAGAAAGAUCUAUCGAUUUAUCCAUAACAACUUGGACGAUGCUGCUGACAGACUGACGGCGAAAGAUUCAUCUGAUCUCUUUACAGAAUGCAGGGAAUCAGCACGCGAGCUCAUGCAAUUUCUGUGUAUGCCUCAGGGAAAAGUUGCAAGAAGAUGAAAGUGGAAAAUAUGAAGAAUGAGAAGUUGCAGUAUGUUUUGGAAUAUGACAGAGAUACACCGACGGGAACUUUCAUUGACCCACAGGGUCAGCGAAACGACAGGAAGAAAAAAAGCGUGAAGCUAAGAAAACCUGCAGAAUCUGAAGCUGCGAGAGAAAUUCGAGUAGAUCUUCAAGGAUCUGACCUGUGGAAGAGAUUUCAUGAGAUCGGCACAGAGAUGAUCAUCACGAAAGUUGGGAGGAGAAUGUUCCCCUCUGUCCGAGUCAAGGUGCACAAUCUGGAUCCCUUCCAGCAAUACUCCAUUGCCAUGGACAUCAUGCCUGUGGACUCAAAGAGAUACAGGUAUAUAUACCACAGCUCUCAAUGGAUGGUGGCUGGAAACACAGAUUCAUGUAUCUCCCCUCAUCUGUAUGUCCACCCGGACUCGCCAUGUUCCGGAGAGAACUGGAUGAGACAGGUGAUUAGCUUCGAUCGUGUAAAACUCACCAACAAUGAUAUGGAUGACAAAGGCCAUAUAAUCCUGAAGUCUAUGCACAAGUACAAGCCACGCAUACACGUUAUUCUGCGUAGUCCUCUUGAACGUGUGUCACAGUUACUAUCACUGCCAGCAGAGGGUGUGUACACCUUCUCCUUCCCUGAGACUCAGUUCACCACUGUCACAGCCUACCAAAACCAACAGAUAACAAAACUGAAGAUUGACAGGAAUCCUUUUGCCAAAGGCUUCAGGGAACGAAAUGGGGGUGUGUUGGGUGGGAUUCUGGAGUCGCACUCAUGGCACAGCCCCUUUAACCUCGAUUUCAAAUCUUUCGCUAUGGAGCUACAAGGCAGAUGUUAUGGAUCUUCAGCAAGCUUCGAUAUCACCUCAUCAAUGACAUCCUUCUUGCCCAGCUCCUUUGCUCAAGCAGCCCAUCCUAUCACAUUCUCAAGCCCUCAAUGCUGCAAGAUUUUUCCAUCAAACAGUUUUCAAACAUACAGAGCCUACUGCAACAUUUGUCUGGGCAAACUCAAUAGUUACACUGGCUUGCGACCCAUGUUAGACCUUCCCUUCAUGACUAAUAAAAAGAAAGGAGACAUCUGUAGGAGUCACUGGCUCCAUGAUUCCACCACCACAUGUACUUCUGUACAUCCUAUCCAUAACAUUUCAGCUGGAUGGACCUCUGGACACUAUCAGUCUAAAAAUGAAAAUAUGGCAUCAGCCUUUGUGUCACCCUACAGCUACAGUUUCCCCAUGAGGCACCAAUUCUCUACUGUUGCUCAUUUAAAACUGGCUAAUGGUGAGAGCCCUGUUCACUAAAUGGCCAUGAUCUCCUCAAACUGUUACUGUCCCUGACUCCAAACCUUUCAAAACAUACUCUAGAAUUGCAAAUCCAGUUUCAGUUAAAUUUAAGUUUGUCUAAAUUAGAAAAAGUUCUUAAAACUCAAAACAAUGAAACAAUUCAGAUUACUUAAAAUGUGUCAGUUUUGUGAAAAACUGAAAAGAAAGUUCUAAAUACUCAUAAAAGUUAAUUUGAUUGAACUAAUUUUUUUAAUUCAAGUUUACCCUAUUCAAGCUAAUUAUUUUGAGCAUUAGGGUUUACAAUGCUACUUGUAUUUACUGUAAAUAGGUUCAAUUGUUCUGUAUCUGCCCUCUUAUACCAAAAUGUACUAAAAUGAACCUUUUCAAAACAAAAACCAUUUACCCCCUUUUAAUAAAUGUUACCCUGGAACACAAAACCAGUCAUAAGUGACAAUUUUUUGAAAAAUCAUCUGAAAGCUAUAUAAAUAAGUUUUCCAUUGGGUUGUUAGGAUAGGACAAUAUUUGGCUGAGAUACAACUAUUUGAAAAUCUGGAAUGGUGCACAAAAAUCUAAAUAUUGAGAAAAACACCUUUAAAGUUGUCCAAAUGAAGUCAUUAGUA
This is a messenger RNA of Megalobrama amblycephala (Wuchang bream), 4132 nucleotides long. It is a transcript of the gene tbx22, whose product is annotated as T-box transcription factor 22. Gene Ontology annotation, molecular function: RNA polymerase II cis-regulatory region sequence-specific DNA binding; DNA-binding transcription factor activity, RNA polymerase II-specific. NCBI's taxonomy places the organism in Eukaryota, Metazoa, Chordata, Actinopteri, Cypriniformes, Xenocyprididae. The record is from RefSeq and is a predicted model, not a curated record. Gene Ontology annotation, biological process: regulation of transcription by RNA polymerase II; vasculogenesis; positive regulation of DNA-templated transcription. Gene Ontology annotation, cellular component: nucleus.